CCUAUAUCUUGCUGAAAAAUUACUUUUAAAUUAGUUUUGUUUUAUUUCAAAUGUGCUACGAUAUUUUCACUAGUGACUAGACAAAAACACUGGAUAAAACUUUGUGUUUUUGCAACGUGUAUAUAAUACUGUCUGACUACAGAGCAUCUACAUUUCUUUUUAUUUGCGUGGGACUUCGUUCCUUGAAGACCGUCCAAGACAUUAGACAACUGUAUUGCAGUCGAAGUAAGGUUAAUGCUGCUGUUUCUACCAUUUCUGCGACUCUUCGACCAAACACUAAUUUAUUUCCCCACUUCUUUCACAUCUUCACCCUCGAUGCCCACAAAUGCGGAGGACUCCCUGCCUUCUCGUAUUUCUUGACGUAAAAGGUCGUUGCCCAAAAAGAAAUCGUCUGAGCAAAAAGAAAAAGAAAAAAAAAAACUCUUGACUUUCCAUCUCUAAAUACCAAAGAAAAAGCAAACCAAAACCUACAAAGAGAAAGUAUCCUCCCACCCGGCGUCAUCUCCUACGUGCAGUCGGCUUAUAACUUCCUUUGUUUUCUUCCUUUAGAAGUCAGCAGUCAGACUCUGAUCACGCGUCAGGAUCCGCCAGACGUCGGAGGCGCAGCAGCGACGCUGAUGAUGAGCUCCUGUUACACAUCUUAGGUCGAGAGGGAAGAGACAAGCGCCACGAUGGAUUACAAAUAUGACACCGGACUGGAACUGCUGUUGGCUCACAUGAACGUAGAGGACAUCAUCAACGCAGCAGAGACGCUCUAUCAGCUCGAGGAAGAGGAGGAAGAAGCGGGCUUGUCGUUUGAUGAAGAGGGGCUUUCCCAGGAGGAGAUGGACGAGAACGAGGAGAUCGGGGACGGAGUGGGUCCCGGGAAGGAGCAGAAGGACUACGCCAACGGACUUGGGGGUGUCCGCUACGGGACGGUGCAAGACAUCCUGUCCUUCGUGAACCUCCUGUCCAACAUGCAGGCUGCGGCUCUGCAGCACCUGCCCGAGGAGAUGGGAGUCCUGCUGAACAAGAAGGACAUGGCUGUAAAGAAAGGCCGCUAUCAGAUCAACCUGGACGUUCUCCUGUUUCCAUGGAAGUUGACCUACAAGAAUCCAGGCUGUGGUCUGGUGCCCAAGGGCUCCUUUGGGAAAGUUCACUUGGCUCAGGAUAUUACGACCAGGAAGAGGAUGGCCUGUAAACUGAUCCCCAUUGAGAACUUCAAAGCAGCCGAUGUGGAGUUCCAGGCCCGAUUCCGCCAUGAGAACAUCGCGGAGCUGUACGGCGCCGUGCUCUGGGACCAGACCGUCCACCUGUUCAUGGAGGCCGGGGAAGGCGGCUCGGUCCUGGAGAAGCUGGACAGCUGCGGGCCCAUGAGGGAGUUCGAGAUCAUCUGGGUGGCCAAGCAGGUCCUGCGCGGGCUGGAGUACCUGCACUCGCACAAAGUCAUCCACCACGACAUCAAACCCAGCAACAUCGUUCUGAUGUCGGACAAGGCCGUGCUGGUGGACUUUGGUCUGACGGUGCAGAUGACAGAGGAUAUGUACACCCCCCGAGACCUCAGAGGAACAGAGAUGUAUAUGAGUCCAGAACUGGUUCUGUGUCGAGGACAUAACACCAAGACGGACAUCUACAGCCUGGGCACCACCAUAAUCCAUAUGCAGACUGCUAGUCCUCCCUGGGUCAGGCGCUACCCGCGCACCGCCUACCCGUCCUACCUUUACAUUAUCCACAAGCAGGCCCCGCCUCUGGAGGACAUACCGGAGGACUGCAGCGCGGCCAUGCGCUCCUUCCUGGGCCGAGCCCUGGAGAGGAACCCCGCCCUGCGGAGCUCCGCGUCCGAGCUGCUGAAGGACGACGCCCUGAACCCCCCCAGGGAGGACCAGCCGCGCUGCUGGAGCCUCGACUCGGCCUUGGAGGAGGCCACCCACUUGUUGCUACGGCAGCCCAGCCAGCACCACGACACCACGCAGGAAUCGUCUCUGUACUCCGAAGACUCUGGCCACUUAAGGAGGAAGGGUUCGCUGUACAUUGACCUGGGGGCUUUGUCAGGGUACGGCAAACUGGUGACAGGGCCGCCUACCUCUGAGUACGGCUAACGUUUUACCUCCAAGAGACUGCUGUUACCAGAAGCCGAGCUGUGGUUACAGCCGGCCGCCCAUCUGCUUUAAACCUUUGAGUCGUAACUCAAAGUGAGCUGCAGGCAGCGUGACUCAUGAGUAAAAUGGAAGAGACAUGGCACCCAGGUUCAGCAGACUCUGUAAAUUAGGUGGAAGCAGAUGUUGUGACAUGUUUUUUUUGUUGUUUUUUUUUUUACACUCGCAGCCUUUAAGCCUCACGUUUAAACCAUAAAGAGAUGUGAAAGGACAGAAGCACAUCGGCUUGAAGUCUCGCAUCUACUAGUGGGUGGAAUUAUCUUUCCAUAGACUGUCAUUAUGCUUCUAUGGGGGAGUUCAGUUGACCGAUGCUGCAACAGUGACUGUUUUUUUUGGGGGGGUUUUUAGCAAGAGUUUCCUAUAUCCUUUACAGCUAAAGUGGGUCAAUAUAUGUUUUAUUUAGAAAUUCUCAUUAAUCCAUUAUUUUUAUGUACUCGUCAGGAACAAUUCUGACUUCCUGAAUUCAUUUUUUUAAGCUCAUGUUGGAAUCCUAUUCCCUUGACCCUUUUUUGGGACUAUUUUAUUCUCCAUCAAAAACACUUUCCUUUGACAGGCUGCUUAGAAUGGGGUUAUUUGUUGUAGGUAGCUCUUUAACGAGGAUCCCGACCAACACAAAAGCUGCGAAGCGGCUUUAAAAACAAAGCAGUUCUUUGAUAGAAGGCAACCGAAAAUGUCUGAAAGACUUUUCCCGAAAAGUCUGGUUUAUACCAAAAGACAACAAGCUGUGUUUCCAUUCCAAAUGUGCACAGAGCUCUGUCAAUAUUCCGCUGAUGUCACAAAAAACGCAAUUUAGCAAUUGCAGUAUUUUGAUUAAAUAAGAAACAUAAUUUGAAAAACAUGCUAAUGAGUUUGCUGAAAACUCCUCCUACCUCUUCCUGUCAUCUUCUUCAUGGUUUCUGCCAGUAGUAACAUCCUGUUGUCGACCAUGUGAUUAUGAUGCACAGAAAAAGGGGUUUCCAUUGUGGUUUUUUGCAAAAUAGACCAAUUUUGAUAUGGCCAAAAUAACAACUAAUCCUAAUUUUUUAUCGGAAAAUGAAUUUUUUCUAAAUUGACGUUUUGAAUUUCUUUUCAAAAGGUCAAGUCUCGCCUUAUUAUGAAUGGAAACGCAGCUACUGAGGCGCGGCCCGAGGCUUUCCUCAGGCAAACAAGCAGUACAGAGACUGCUGAAGAGGCGUUGAGAAAAGCGAAGGGUUAUUUAUUAUUUACUUUUCUUUUAUUGUCUCUGUGGUCGGAACCUCGGCACAGCUUCUCACCGGCUCAACAGACUCACAUCGUCAAGGCACGGACCGUGCAAACCGAAGACGAUCGGCUGUGGUGACGUAACGUCGGCUUUUGCGAGUUAAAGCUCUAGUCUUACGGCGUUUUAAGCUUUCCGCCGGUCGUUUUCGGAGGCUCCGAAAACUGCCUGCAGAAUCGUGACUUCAGCAAGACUCUGCAAUGCAAAAAAAAAAAAA
Messenger RNA from Xiphophorus couchianus (Monterrey platyfish), 3589 nucleotides. RefSeq names its product mitogen-activated protein kinase kinase kinase 8 (gene map3k8). The coding region runs from base 672 to 2078 and encodes 468 amino acids. NCBI's taxonomy places the organism in Eukaryota, Metazoa, Chordata, Actinopteri, Cyprinodontiformes, Poeciliidae. The transcript has 8 exons. Gene Ontology annotation, biological process: protein phosphorylation. The record is from RefSeq and is a predicted model, not a curated record. Gene Ontology annotation, molecular function: ATP binding; protein kinase activity.